Messenger RNA from Owenia fusiformis, 2154 nucleotides. NCBI's taxonomy places the organism in Eukaryota, Metazoa, Annelida, Polychaeta, Sabellida, Oweniidae. The record is from the annotation of a GenBank genome assembly.
CCAAAGUACAAUGUCCUAAAUAUUUAACCACGUUGAACAAAUAGGCAAUACAUAAACUAGAGCUGUAUAAAAAUCUAACUACAAGAGCGGUAUGAAGGAUCGGAAAUUAAGGUUGUAAAUCACCAGCUAGCACGCCUGUGAGAUUUCGGACGACUGAAACUUGGAACUUAGAAGAAUCACAAUGUUAUCCACAAAGCUUGCCUUGGCACUUGUUGUUCUUCUCCCUGUUCUGAUUGGACUGUUUGUUGCACAUCAUGAGGCAACUCAGGGAGAUGUCCCCGAAAUGAAAGAUGAGUGGUGGGGUAAGGGGCCACAUCCAAAACCAGAUGACAAGGCGAUCCUACCUUUCCAAGUUCAAGUACCUGAAAGUGUUAUCAAGGAUUUAGGGAGACGACUGAAUUCAACAAGAUACUUCACAGAGUUAGAAGAUGUCCAGUUCCAAUUUGGAUUUCGAAUGAGUUAUAUGCGCAAAGUUGUGCAAUAUUGGUCGACAGAGUACCUCCCAAAGUGGGCAAUGUAUGAAGCUAGACUGAACAAGUAUCCACAUUUCAAGACGCAGAUAGGUGGAAUUAUGGUUCAUUUUCUUCAUAUCAAGCCAAAAUUGAAACCAGGCCAAACAUCGAAACCUUUAUUGCUACUGCAUGGCUGGCCGGGAAGUGUCUACGAGUUCUAUAACAUGAUAUCCAUACUGACGGACAGCACCCAGGGUGAUGUAUUUGAAAUAGUUGCGCCAUCUAUACCUGGAUACGGGUGGUCGGAGGCUUCACAUAGGAAAGGAUUGGAUCAAAUUGCUGCUAGUCGUCUGUUUGUUCGAUUGAUGGACCGACUUGGUAUUGACCAGUUUUAUGUGCAAGGAGGGGACUGGGGAUCUUUAAUAGCAAGAGUGAUAUCUGAAAUGCAACCGCAAAAAAUUCUGGGAUUACAUGUGAACUUGUUUAACGUUUCCCCAUUGCGGACUCCAAAGGCAUUCUUCAAACAAAUUAUAGCGUCGUAUGCUCCAUCUUUGAUCAUGGAUGAGAAGGAUUUGUGGAAGGUUUCCAAUGGUUACUUUGGCACCCUAUUGUAUGUAAUAUCAGAGACUGGAUAUAUGCACAUCCAGGCAACAAAACCCGACACUGCAGGCUUUGGGCUAACAGAUUCCCCGGUCGGCCUAGCAGCAUACAUCUUAGAGAAAUUCUCUACCUGGAGUAAUAAGGAGAACAGAAAUGCCGCAGAUGGGAAUCUUGAGAAACAUUUCAAGAUCGACGACCUACUAACAAAUGUCAUGAUCUACUGGACAACAAAUACAAUAACAUCAUCGAUGAGAUUCUAUAAAGAAUUAUUUCAGGGAGAUUGUUUUAGUUUAACACAAAGAAUGCUCUCCACAGUGCCAACUGCGCUGGCCUGCUUUCCUCACGAGAUAGCCCCGUGUCCACCGAAGGUUUUGGCCAAGGAUAUGUACAUUAACAUUGUUCAAUACACCGAUUUACCCAAAGGAGGACACUUUGGUGCAUUUGAACAACCAGAAAUACUUGCUCAAGACAUUAGGAAUUUUGUAAAGAAAAUACAAGAUAGGCAAAAUAGCAAAUAAACAAUUUGCUCUUACUCGAGUGACAAUGUGGAGUUUUGGAAGCUGAUUUAAGCAUAAAUGGGACAAAAUGUAGAAAGGGAAAAUAUAAUUAAUUUUUGAAUUGUUUUUUUUGGUGCUGCUUACCAAAAUGAAUGCUUAGAUCGUUCAAGAUAUCGGAAAUAGUAGACGGCAGGACAAUAGUUGAAUAAUGGAAAAUAAGUGGAGGAUGAUGUUGACCCGGGGGUGUUGAAACCUGCGAAACGGACUUUACUGCACUUGAAUCAUGCGAAAAUAACUGCCGCUUCGAACUUAACUGCUCCUUGUUGGGGAAAACUAAUAAUGAAAAUAGUUUUAAUAGCAUAUCGUAUGAGGCCUUGGAGAGAGUGGGCUCUAGAUAGAGGAUCAUCGUCCCCUAACUAUAAGGUCGCCGCUAUGAUACCUUGUUGUCCACAUCACCAUUUGGUACAUAUAGUGGCCUCAAUUACAAUUAGGAAUAAAUGGGGGCACUGAGCACCCCAGGUGACUCAGCACAAAUAAAAUGCAAAAUCUCUUACAUUUGACUUGAUGUUAUUGGUGUCAAUUAUGAAUAAAAUAUAGAGAAAGCA